This is a messenger RNA of Python bivittatus (Burmese python), 1152 nucleotides long. Lineage: Eukaryota; Metazoa; Chordata; Lepidosauria; Squamata; Pythonidae. The record is from RefSeq and is a predicted model, not a curated record.
AUGGCAGAUGGACGUAAUGGGUUUAAAACCAAAAUUUUAGAUAUCCCAGCUGUGAUCUUUGACAAUGGAUCUGGACUGUGCAAGGCCGGGAUUGCUGGGGAUAGCGCUCCAAGAUCAGUUAUUACAGCAAUUGUUGGCCGUUCAAAAGCCAAAGCAACUAUGCUUGGAGCAGGCCAGAAGGAGUACUACAUCGGGGAAGAAGCUCAGUCCAAACGGGGCGUUUUAUCGUUGAACUAUCCCAUCGAUCACGGCAUUGUGACCUCCUGGGAUGACAUGGAAAGGAUCUGGAGGCACGUGUAUGACUGUGAGUUGAGGAUCAAAUCCAGCGAGAGGCCCGUGUUGCUCACCGAAGCCCCACUGAAUCCUCUCCAGAAUCGGGAGAGGAUGACUGAGAUCAUGUUUGAGAACUUCAUGGUCCCAGCUAUGUAUGUUGCCGUUCAAGCCACGCUGGCGCUCUACGCAUCGGCCCGUACCACCGGCAUAGUCAUGGACAGUGGAGAUGGGGUCACUCACACAGUUCCUAUCUAUGAAGGGUACUGUUUACCUCAUGCAGUCUCCAGGUUGGACGUUGCCGGAAGGGAUAUCACUGAAUAUUUUAUGAGACUUCUUCUAGAAAGCGGGCAUUCCUUCGUCAGCACGGCUGAAAGAGAAAUUGUGAAGGACAUCAAGGAGAAGCUGUGUUACGUAGCUUUAGAUCCCAUCCAAGAAAUGAAAACCAAACCAGAGUAUCUUCUAAGAGAGUAUAAAUUACCAGAUGGAAACAUCAUCCAGAUUGGGAGUCAACUCUUCCGAGCUCCUGAGACCCUGUUUGCUCCCACCAACAUUGGCAUCGAUGCGCCGGGCGUCCACCGAAUGAUCUUCAACAGCAUCAUGAAAUGUGACAUUGAUGUCCGCCGAGACCUUUACGGCAAUAUUCUCCUUUCAGGUGGAUCGACUUUAUUCUGUGGUCUGGAUGAGCGCAUCUUACAGGAGAUGCAACUUCAGGUGCCUCUUGGUAUACCGGUGAGGAUUAUUGCUCCACCGGAAAGGAAGUAUUGUGUGUGGAUUGGGGCCUCCAUUUUGACUUGCUUGACAGCGUUCAGACAAAUGUGGGUCACCCUAAGUGAUUACAAUGAAUUUGGACCUGGCGUGGUGCACCGGAAAUGUUUUUAG